Messenger RNA from Klebsormidium nitens, 1631 nucleotides. NCBI's taxonomy places the organism in Eukaryota, Viridiplantae, Streptophyta, Klebsormidiophyceae, Klebsormidiales, Klebsormidiaceae. The record is from the annotation of a GenBank genome assembly.
CAAUCUGGCGCGCAGGCUGCCACGCAAUGGCGCCGUUUGAUGCUCAUCCGAUCAGCGCAUCCAAAUUGCAAUGGGAUGGAUGUGAAGAGGGGGACGCCAUGGAGGGAAUCUGCUGCACACUGCACAGGCUGAAGCUAGGUGACCCAAAGCUGGCUUUCGCAUUGGCUCCCUUUUGCUCUUUCUAGGUUUCAGUUUCCGUAAGGACUUAAGUUUCGGCUGCCACAUACAUGCGCGCCCGUUUGAGGCAGCUGCAGCGAGGAGACGCUGACAUGUAGCUGACGCGCAAUGGCGUCAACUGCAUUCAUUGCCAGAGUAGGCCGGUCUGCCUUCCUGGCCGGUCACAUUCACCAUUUAGAAGAUACAUUGCCUGCAACUGCCGCCCGCCCCGCAUUUGUGCACCAAAAAACAGCCAGGCACUCAUUUGUAAUCAGGGGACAGCAGUCUCCUUCUAGAAGAUCAGAAGGAAUUCCAAGGCAGGGGUCGGGUCAGCCAGGGUUGAGAACUGUCGGCAGGCGGUCGGCAUUCAAAUUGGCGGGGGAAAGAGUUGGCAGGGGAAUGGGAAUUGGCGCAGCUUCCGGGAACGCUGACCCGGGGGAGCUGAGAGUGGUCGAAAUCAGCUCACAUCAGAAGACAGCAGCCAACCCCUAUGGCUACGCCUGGUGGAAGGUCGCCCUCGCCGUCGCCGCCACCGCGGCCUUCUUCUACCUCUUCACCUCGCUCGAGGCCCAAAUGCACGCCCUCCAAGCCCCCGAUCUUCCAAAGAUCACCAUCCCCGACAAAUGGCCGUGGCCGCAGCUCCGAACGCCAGCGGAGCUCGAGGCGACCUUCAAUAUUCUCGGGGAAGCCGGACGGGGAAUCUACAAGUGCUACAUGGCCCUCGACUUCUUCUUCCCAGUAGUGUAUACGGUGCUUUACUCCCAGCUGUUGGGUUUCCUGGUAGUGUGGUCGCAGUUCUGGGCCCGGAUCCCACGGAACAUGUUUCCGAGCUGGAUCGGAUUGCUUGCAUACACAGUUUUCCCGUGGGACUUGCUCGAAAACGCGGCGGUGUUUUACGCCAUGAGCAAUCCCGGGACGGCGCUGUCGCACAAGGUGGCGGCCGCCGCGGGCUACUUCACGUGGGUCAAGUUUCUGAUGGUCGUCGUUAAUGUUUCGUUCAUGUACAUGGGUCUCCUGCUCGGGGUGUUCGACUUUGUUUUCAAGUUGUUGAGGAAUAGGUAUGACGGGCUGUCUGCUAUCAUUUACAGCCUCGCGCAACGGUAGUAGAUUUGGAACGGGAUUGGGGGGGUUAUGCAGCGGCGCCGGGUGUGUGGGAGGGUCGGUUGUGGACACUAGCUGAGACGCAAAACAUUCAUUCGUUUCUGUGCGGUUCGAUUUGCCUGAUACCGUGUAGCUGAUCCAGUCAAGCGGCGAGUACGAGGGAGCUGCCCCGUUGCGAGUUAGACAAGUUGCGAAGUUUGUAAUCAGUCACCUAGAGGCACUAAGGUUAGAGAAGAGUACGUUUCUACAGUGCUUAACUUUGCGUUAGGUACCCUUUCUUAGCUACAACCCAACAGGUUUGCACUUGAUGUAAUACAGCCCGUCUUUGUAAGCCUCGAUCAUUUUUGAGCACGUCCCUCUCAAAGGUAUUGCAU